Messenger RNA from Bursaphelenchus xylophilus (pine wood nematode), 2835 nucleotides. The record is from the annotation of a GenBank genome assembly. Lineage: Eukaryota; Metazoa; Nematoda; Chromadorea; Rhabditida; Aphelenchoididae.
AUGAAUGUGAUGCACUUGCUGAAGACGUUGAUCGCCUUCACCUUCGUGGCCAGCUUCAUUAUCGGCGCCAUCUUCAUGAUCCGAUCGGCAGACGACGAUGAGGUGUGUUUGCAUUUCAAUUAUUUGUUUGUUUGAUUUUUAGGCGUUUCCGAGAAUAUUAUACUAGGUGUGGCUGUUGAAAAGAAUGUGGUUUAAUGGAAAUUAGAGAAAAUUGAAUGGAUUUAACUUUUAUUUAUACAUACAUCACAUGAGCUCUAUAAAACAUGCAAAUUCAGGACAGUUUAAUGGCGUUUGAAGCUGGAAUUUUACACUAGAUAACAUCUGGAAGAUACGAUCACUCAGUUAAUUUAAGAUUUCUUGUACCAAAGUUUGUUGAUAAAUCAAGUUCAGGUCAUAACAAAGCUGUUAACUCCUCAAAUUACACGAAAAUAGUUGUUUUAAAUAAGCGUCGAUAGUUUUUUUACAAUUUUUAAUACCUAAAAAUUAAAAUUACCUGAAUUAUUUUCCAGUUCCGUCAGCAAUUGAAGAGUCAGAUAAUGGAAAAGCAACUGCGAAGGUUGCAGGACGAAAAGAAAGAAACAACAGAAGCUGAAGUCCCACAUGAGCGGGGGAAUUUACCAAAGAUUAAUGAGAGGUUGUCAGAUCCGAAUGGCCCUAUUACCCAGAAGCCAGAAGAUGUCAACAGCCUAAAGGAGGUAUGGUUUGAUUUGUUUUUGCUGCUUUUUGCGUUUAGGAUCUUAAAUUGGAAGUUUUUGUUGCAUGUUUUGACUAGUAUAAGGUCAAUUAUUCGAAAAUGGCGAAUUUUAGCGGAUUUUUACCGAUUUUUGAUAGACUUUUUGCUUUGCUGGGUAAAAUAUACUGUUUUCUUAUUGAAUAUAUUUAUUUCAGCCAUCUCGAACCCCAUCUGUUCACAUUUUUUAUUAUCCAUGGUAUGGGAAUCCGGAAUUCGACCAUGGAAAAUACUACCAUUGGGAUCAUCCUCUCCUCCUUCGGACUAAACCCAAAAAGUCGUUUGAACAAAGUGAGUUCUUUUUUUUUGAGUUUCGAAUUUUAGAUAUUUUCAUCUUAUAUUAUUCUUCUGAUGUCAUGAAGAAUAUAAAAAUCUUCAAGGUGAUACCCAAAAAUGUAUCGUUCUUAUGUUUGCAGCCCGUCACAAGCCUCCAGGAGAUAUUGCCUGCGUUUCGUAUCCACAGUUGGGACCUUACAGUAGUCGAGAUCCAGCAGUUAUUGAUAGGCAUUUCAAGUGGAUCAGUUCGGCUGGAAUUGAUGUGGUGGCAGUGUCGUGGUACCCCAAAGGGAAGGCUGAUGACAAUGGUGAGCAUUUUCAUUUUGUUUUCUUGAAUUUUUAGGCGAUCCUCGAAGUUGCUCAAAAAAAAUUUUUUUUUUCGAAAGUCCUGGAAAACUAUUGAAAAAUUUUUCCAGGAUAUCCAUGGGAAGACCUCAUGCCUCAACUCCUUAAUGUCAGCUCCCAAUAUAAACUCAAAUUGGCCUUCCAUUUGGAGCCUUAUGACAAAAGAACGGCUCUUUCGGUCAGAGAAGACAUCGAAUACAUUGUAAAAACGUAUGGAAAUCACCCCGCAUUCUACAAAACAAAGCCCAAGAAAGGCGACAGUUUGAUGCCAGUGGUUUAUAUUUACGAUUCUUAUCGAGUGAACAACAAGGAAUGGGAAAAAAUUGCUCUUCCUGGAGGCGAAAACACGAUUCGAGGGACGAGUUUUGACACUUUGUUGAUUGGUAAGGCUUUAUUAAUCUUUUUUACUAUCUAAACAGUGAAUUUGAAGCGCUUUUGUUUCACUUUGAUAUGUUUUUUCACCAAAAAUAUCAAUUUUUGGUCAUGGAUAAUAUAAAUUUUUUUAUUUUUUCCAAUUUUCAGGACUGGCAUUAAAAUUGACUGACCUAAAUGGAAUGAAAGCGGCUGGAUUUGACGGAGUAUACACUUAUUUCGCCGCCGAUGGCUUCACCGAAGCCGCUUCUAUGGCUAAUUGGCAGAAGCUUUCAAAGCUCUGCACAGAGAAUGAAAUGCUGUUUGUGCCCUCAAUUGGGCCGGGAUACGACGACUCGAGGGUCAGACCCUGGAAUGGAGUGAAUACACGGCUCAGGGAGACGGGGAAAUAUUAUGUGGACCACUUUGAAGCCGCGCAUACGGCGAAGGUAGGCAUGGGGAAUUUAAGGAUAAAAGGGGGAUUUUGAGAAGGUGAAUGUGGAUUUUGAGGGGUUACAGAGGUAGAAUAGACCAUAGAAAAGGGUUUGAGGGUGUUAUGGAGGGAUUGGUUUCGAUUUAUUUCCUGUUUUUAAUUGAUUUUGCGGUUAGAGUUAGUCAUGGAUAAUAUAAUGGAUAGAAGGAUGAAGUUUCUGGAAGAAAUGGGGAUUUUAUUACAUAAAUUUAGCAGCAGAAGCUUUGAGGAGAAGAUUUAAACACGAAAAGCGGCAUUUGACUUUGAUUUAUCAUUUCAUUUUGUCCGAUCUUUCAUCAGAUGUCAUGAAUAAUAUAAUUUGAUAAAUAGAUGGGACUUUUGGAAGAAAUUGGAGAGUUAUGGAUGCUUUGUAGAUGUGAAAAGGUCUAGAGAAGAUAAUAGAAAUAAAAAAUUGACCGUAGAUGUUGAUUUACCAUCCAAUUUUUAGCCCGACAUUGUGUCCAUCACCUCUUUCAACGAAUGGCACGAGGGGACUCAGAUCGAACCUGCGGUUCCAUUCACGGAUAAACCCAACAACUUCACCUACCAAGAGUACGAAAAGGGCCCAGAGAUGUAUCUCCAGCUCACGAACGAGAUGAUCCGCAAGUAUUUUGUCCCCCAUCACGAGAACAUCCCCAUGGACAUUGCUAAAAUUGUCUGA